ACAAGGAAGGUACAAAACCAUACACUCCAACGAAAUGAGAGCUCUGAAUUCCAGAUUCGUUCUAGUCGACAUCACAAACGACGCCGUCUCAUGGCGCCACCGUCAGUGGCGGCAUUCCCACCUCGUCACCAUGUCGCAGCGCGGCGGAGCUCAUCAGAGACCCCCCACGGCGCCUCUGAAGCAAUCCCAGCCCUCGAGCCUCCGCACCCAGCAGAUCCGGAAACCGUCGGAUCGAUCCACGUCCUCGAAUGGGUCUUCGUCGGCUUCGACCUCGACUUCCCGAUUCCAGGCGUGCACGGAGCUUGAUUUGUUCCUCGAGAUGUUACCGUCGAGGGUGAGGAGAGAGCUUAGCGGGCAUGGUGAGAUAGGGGAGUUGAUUGAGGUGGUUAUGGAUUUGGGGAGGAAGCCUCUCGCUAGGUUUCCUUCCGGGGAUUGGAUUAUUUCAGAUCAGCCCGUUAAGCAUGAGGAUUUAGUGCACGCCAUAUCUAAGGUUGGUGACUUUUCGGAUGAUAACCGUUCCGGAAUCGAUAGAUCAUUACAUCGCAUUAGUGCUAUUAGAAACCGUAAAUUGCAAAUUAUCGGCCUCACUUGCCGGGUGGGUCGAGCUGCGUCUGGAAGUGCUGAGAUUAUUCACGACUUGGUCGAGGGAGGAGGUUCCAUCCUGGUCAUAGGUCCUCCUGGAGUUGGCAAAACGACCUUAAUCAGAGAAAUAGCUAGAAUGUUGGCAGAUGAACACAUGAAACGUGUUGUCAUUGUUGAUACAUCGAAUGAGAUUGGAGGUGAUGGAGAUGUCCCCCAUGAAGGAAUAGGGCGUGCAAGGAGAAUGCAAGUUCCGAAUGUAAAUAUGCAGCAUAAUGUUAUGAUUGAGGCGGUUGAGAAUCAUAUGCCUGAGACCAUCAUAAUUGAUGAGAUAGGUACAGAGCUUGAAGCAUUAGCUGCCAGCACUAUUGCUCAAAGAGGAGUUCAGCUGGUUGGAACAGCCCAUGGAAUGACCAUCGACAACAUAAUAAAGAACCCUUCUCUACAGAUCCUUGUCGGUGGCAUCGAGAGUGUAACUCUGGGUGAUGAAGAAGCAAGGAAAAGGAAAGUGCAAAAGACUAUUCUCGAACGAAAGGGCCCGUCGACCUUUACAUGUGCUGUUGAGAUGAUAUCUAAGACCGAGUGUCGUGUCCAUCAUAGACUUGAUUCAACUGUGGAUGCUAUACUGGCUGGGAAAUGUCCUUUAUUUGAAAUCCGUCAGAUGGAGCCUGAAGCUAAUGUUCCUAUCAAGUCUACUGUGAUGACUAAAAUCGAACAUCGUGAACUAUCUCACAUGCUUCUUAAUGAAGAAAAAAGUGAUGAAGUACAUUAUGACGAGGAAGAUGAACAAUCUGCGUUGCAUGUUAAUGAAGAAAAACGUGCUGCAGUUCAUUGUGACGAGGAAGAUGAGCAAUCUGUGUUGCAUGUUAAUGAAGAAAAACGUGCUGAAGUUGAUUUUGGUGAUGAAGAUGAAGAUGAUCUUCCUAUUCCUAAAAAGAAACACAGGUUUACCAGGUCCGCUAGCAAACGGAACUCUCCAAUAUUUGUUUAUACUUACAAGAUCCUUGAAGCUGAUCUCUUACAAGUAGCAACAGUAAUGGGACUUGAAGAUGAACUAGAUGUCACCGAUGACAUUGGGAUGGCCGAUGCGAUUUUAGCAUCCGCCUUGGAAAUAAAGCAGAACCCAUGGAUUCGUGGAAUAGCAAAGUUCCACAAGUUGCCAAUGUUUGUCAUUAAGUCAAAUACCAUGGCACAAAUGGUCAAGGCAGUGCGCAUGAUUCUCGAGAGGGAAUCAUAUACCUCAAAAUCGAGGCUUCUUAACAGAAAUUCUUCCGAUAUCGAGGUUGAAGAUGAUGCACCGAAACGAAAACCCACCUUGGAAGAGAUCGAUGCCUUAGAGGAGGUUCGUCUAGCGAUUGAGUAUAUCGUUAUACCUGGAGGUGAACCAGUUGAACUUCUUCCGAGACGUUCCGAAAUAAUUGCCCGUCAACUUGAGCUUGUCAAAAGCUAUCAGUUGGAUGCAGAAAACUCAGGUACCGAGCUUAACCCAAGGUUGCAAAUUCUUCCUCAUAGAAACAAAAGGCUUUCAUCGAAAUCCCUCAAAACUACGUCGAAUUUACAAAAUGAGACUGGAUUGAAGCCGCUAACUGAUAGCAGUGGAGGAACAAGUGUUACAAGGCUUCCCUUCCUGCCUGAAUAAAACAUUAUUUUCAAUCAUAUGAAUCAUUGACUGAUACAAAGCUCCAAUUCUUGUACAGUUCAUAUGUAGGUUAUGUAUCUCAUCACGUAUUAUUUGACAUUGUAAAAUGUAAAAUAGUACAAUGCAAUUUAUUAUCGUUUUCUUUCUCAAUCAAA
This is a messenger RNA of Hibiscus syriacus, 2373 nucleotides long. RefSeq names its product protein SEEDLING PLASTID DEVELOPMENT 1-like. Lineage: Eukaryota; Viridiplantae; Streptophyta; Magnoliopsida; Malvales; Malvaceae. The record is from RefSeq and is a predicted model, not a curated record. Gene Ontology annotation, molecular function: ATP hydrolysis activity. The transcript has 9 exons. The coding region runs from base 35 to 2218 and encodes 727 amino acids.